AUGACAAAACGGCUGGACCAGGCUCCGGUGGCCGCCCGGGAGGUGGUGGAGACAGCCGAUGGGCUAUGCAAGUUCCCAAGGCAGCGGCUGAGCUGGUGGCAGGCCCAGGAGUCCUGCGACCAGCGGUUUGGCCACUUGGCACUGGGACCUCCAGGUGCGGUCCUGGCUUCACGCCUGCCGGACCCCAACUGGGUGGCCCAAGGAAAGGCCCCUCUACAAAGAGCCCCACGGAGACAUGAGUGCGAACGAACCACGGCGGCGCUGGUGUGGUUCCGGGAGAGGACGCGGGACAGGGCGGCGCGGCUGCGGACACCGCUGCGGGCGCUGGGGGCGCUGACGGCGUGCUUGCAAGUGCAGUGGGGGGCCGCCGCGCCCCGCACCAGCCCCGACCCCGCCGCGCUCUCCUCUCUGGCUGUCCCCGCGCUGGCCAACGGGCUGCAGCCGCGCGCCUUCGCCGAGCCGGGAGGCACCGUGCCUGCGGCGCUCGCGGUGCGCGGGCACCACGCGCCCUUCCUCGUCGCCUUCCACGCGGACGGCCGCUGGCACCAUGUGUGUGCCACCUGGGAGCAGCGCGGCGGGCCCUGGGCGCUCUUCGCGGACGGGCGGCGGGGCGCGGGUGCGCGGGGACUGGGCGUGGGCCGGCCGGUGCCCCCGGGCAGCAUCCUGGUGCGGGGUCAAGAUCAGGACUCUCUGGAUGGGGGCUUCUCGGCGCACGACGCCUUCAGCGGCAACCUCACCGAUUUCCACCUCCGGGCCCGGGCACAGCCCGCGCAGCUGCAUCGGGCACGGGCCUGCGCGCCGCCCCCCGGAGGCCUGCUCUUCCGCGGGGACUUGGGCGCCCUGGACCCGACGCCCUCACUGGCGCUGCCGCCGGCGCGGGUGCGCCUUCUCUGUCCGGUGCCCUCAGAGGAGUGCCCUACGUGGGAGCCAGGACCCGCAUAGGGCUCUGCACCUUGCCUGCAGCCCAGGCCCUUCCUCUGCGGCUACGGCACAGGGGCUCCCCAGACCUAUCAGGACGCCCUCUCGUGGCCGGGCCAGGAUGUUACCAGCCGAGUCAACGCCUUGGCCAGCACCAUCGCGCUCCUCCCCGACCCCCUCUCUGAAGCCCUCGGAGACCUGUCCCUGGCCAAGGCCUCCAGCUUCCUGGGACCGGCCGCGCGGCUGGCUGUUGUGCACUUCCUGAAGAGGGUGACAGCCCUUGAGGCUGGGGAGCCAGAGCCCUCGACAGGACCCUGGCAGGAGCUGGGCCAGGGCGUUGUGUCUGUGGCCAGCCUGGUCCUGGAGGAGCAGCUGGCUGGUGCGUGGCUGUCCGUGAGCGAGGCUCAGGCACUCUGGGGAACACGAGAGGUGCUAUCCAGAGGCCCUCUGUUCCCUACCCCCAGCCCAGACACAGGGGGCUCCUGGGCCACCACUGGCUGCUCUGUGGCUGCCCUGUGCCAGGAGUCUACCGUCUGCUUCUGCAACCAUAGCACCAACUUUGCCUUGUGCCCUUGCCUGGGGCCAUACAUCUUCCUGGUCUACGCAGCCUACAAUGGGGAGGUCCGGAGCGCCCUGCAGAGGAUGGCUGAGAAGAAGGCAGCCGAGGUGCUCAUGCGGGCUCUGGAGAACGGACGAGACAAGACGGAAGCCGGCAAAGCCCGGGGAAGGCACCUGGAGCGGAGCAAGCCUCAGAUGUCGGCAGUGCUCACUGCUGCCACCAAGUGGCUGGGGAGGGGGAGGAGAGGGGAAGGGAUGACCUCUGACCUAAGGGACAUCCAGGCCCACCAGGAAUUCCCAAACCUCCUCCCCAGACCUGUGCUCCAGGCUCCAGGACAGACAACUGGGAGCGGGGAGCCGGAGGAGGGGAAGAGGGUGGCUCGCAGCCACCGCCUGGGGGCACUUGAGUGUCAGGCAAGUGCCAGUGGCUAG
This is a messenger RNA of Myotis daubentonii (Daubenton's bat), 1908 nucleotides long. It is a transcript of the gene ADGRD2, whose product is annotated as adhesion G protein-coupled receptor D2. The record is from RefSeq and is a predicted model, not a curated record. NCBI's taxonomy places the organism in Eukaryota, Metazoa, Chordata, Mammalia, Chiroptera, Vespertilionidae.